UACUCUUUGAUCUCCACUUCACUGUCAGCUACCCGCGUAGGUUCAAAACAGCUAGUCUGUUUGAGAGAAACAAGUAGAAAUGGCGUCGAGAGAAAAACUGGUAAAACGCCCACAAAAACAUGUAGACAGCACAUUUGAUUUGUACAGCACAGACUCCACCGCCGUCGAAGAAAAGUUGUUUGGCCAAGCAGAGGAGGACGAGGACAGCCGGACGGCAGACGACGGACCUGUGGUCUUCAUCUGCGGGAAGUGCAAGUUGCCAGUUGGGGAUUCAAUGUCCUGGGAUGGAAGUGAAGAUGACCAAAACCAAAUAAGAUUGAAACGGGUCACUGACAAUGUUUUGGUUGGAAAGGACACUCGCCUGCAUGAACCCAGCAAAAGAUCUCUCUGUCUGAUUGUGGAUCUCAUCUGUCGAGGCUGCCACUCUUUGCUUGGCAUGGUUUAUGCAUCCACCCCUAAGAGCAUGGACCAUAAGAGAUUUACAUUCUGUUUCAAUGUAGCAGACAUCGACAGCUAUGUGCUUGGUUCUGCAAGCCAGAUGUUGGCAGCAGAGGGCCCCAAAGAGCAGCCAGUCACACUGGAGUACAGAGGCAUUGUUGAACAGCAGCUGACAGAGAUGAAAAUGCUGGUCGUGUCCAUGGCACAGAGGCUGGAGGAGAUCGAGGCCGGCCUUCAGGAGGGAUGUGACGAGGUUUGACAGUGACGGACGUCUGGGUGGAUGCUUUGUCCAGGUGUGAGGAUUUAAUGUCCACACUCCUCGGCCCUACCAUUAUUUUUUUAUGUUAACACUUCCUCCUCAAAGUUUCAUCUCAACCACAUUCCCUCAGUAAGACGUUUUGUCCUAGCCUCACCUUGUGCACAAACACCUACACAUGCGCACAACGCGGCUCCCGCUCCGCUUUGUCCCGAGUACCAAUUGUGAAACAAAGACCGGCUGCACUGGUAAUCAAUCACGUUGUCAGCUCGGGCUCCCGUGGCUCAUGGCACCAUCUCCUCCGCGCGUCUCAGUGCGGCGUGAAUGUACGCUGUGAGCAGAAUGUUUAUUUGUGCAGGAUUUCAUCAGGCAGGCUGCGAACUCAGCACAAUGCUGAUAUUGAUCGGGCCACUCGAGGCCACACACACACUUUUUCUUUGUUCUCUUCUUCAAGCAUGUUGUCUUGAAGCCAGACGGCAUUGCUUAAUUUAUGUUUUCGGUUGUCUUGUUGUGGUUAAAAUUAAAUACAUUUACUCUUUGAUACUGACUGCAUCACAGUCAAACACAAUAUUGGAUAAUUAUUCACUUAAAAAUUAUUUUAAGGCUCCUGUUAAUAUUAGAGUUCAUCUGUUUUUUUGUUUUUUUUUUUAAUAUGAACAACAACUUGCAAUGAAACCCUUCAUUUGUUGCUAUUACAAAACUUGUUCUUUCUUUGUCUGUUUUUUGCUUGUUUCAAUUGUACAAGCAUGAUUUGUAUUUAGUAUUUUUGUGUAAUAAAGUGUUUCCAAAAGAGUC
This is a messenger RNA of Thunnus maccoyii (southern bluefin tuna), 1489 nucleotides long. It is a transcript of the gene mis18a, whose product is annotated as MIS18 kinetochore protein A. The record is from RefSeq and is a predicted model, not a curated record. Gene Ontology annotation, biological process: CENP-A containing chromatin assembly; chromosome segregation. The transcript has 5 exons. The coding region runs from base 80 to 697 and encodes 205 amino acids. Gene Ontology annotation, cellular component: nucleus; chromosome, centromeric region; chromatin. Lineage: Eukaryota; Metazoa; Chordata; Actinopteri; Scombriformes; Scombridae.